Molecule: messenger RNA, 2727 nt
Organism: Tricharina praecox
Lineage: Eukaryota; Fungi; Ascomycota; Pezizomycetes; Pezizales; Pyronemataceae
Exons: 3
Biological process (GO): regulation of transcription by RNA polymerase II
Cellular component (GO): SWI/SNF complex; nucleus
Molecular function (GO): transcription cis-regulatory region binding
Source: RefSeq, a predicted model, not a curated record
CCCUCAGCAUACAACGUGAAUCCCGUCGUGCCCCUGAAACGACCGCGACCACGCGACGACGCCAUCAGCACUUCUCCUCGACCCUCUCACCAGGGCCUGCCGCCGUCCCGGUCGCAUACUCCCCUAUCGCAGAGUCAGCAACUCGCGUACCAGAUCUACCAGAAUAAUCAACCGCAACCUCAACGCCAAUUCACCCCCGUUGGCUACAACAAUUCGCAUCUACACAAUGUCGGAUCGGCAAAUGCUUCUCCCUCCCCUGUCAUGUCCAACCAAACCUUCAACCCGCAGGUAAAUUCUGCUCCAAAACGCGUCGCGACUCAAUCGCCAUCCCCUUUCUCGCCCGCGGCUUCACAACAGGGAUUCAUGUCGCAAGGAUCACCACCACCGAGUCACACUCCACGCGUCGAUACUCCACAGAACGGCAUCGAUAUGCGCCAGUCCUACUCGCAAGCGUACACACAAGGGUUCCAGUCUCCCGCGCCGACCGCUUCGGCAUCGCCGCAGCAACACGCGCAUCAACAGGCGCAGCAGCAGCGAUACAUGCAGCAACAGGCGCAGGCAAUGGCCGCACAGGGGGGACCGAUGAAUCCGAUGCAAAUGUCGCCGCAGGGUAAUCCGAACGCGAUGGGACCGGGUCAGCCGAUGCAGCGACCACAGCCGCAGAAUUCGGCGACUCCCGUCCAACGGACAACAACGGACCAGCCACAGUUCAUGCGCAGCUUACACGAGUUCAUGAUGAAGCGCGGGACUCCGAUACAACGGACCCCGAUCAUCGGAGACAAGCCGCUCAAUAUCGCGAACCUCUACGCCACUGUGCUCAAACUUGGCGGAUCGCAACGAGUGCAGAUGGAGGGAAAGUGGCCGCAGAUCGCCAUGAGUAUGGGUAUCUCAAUCGACCAGUUUCCGAUGAGCGUCAGUGAAGUGGCGGAAGUCUUCAGCGAGUACCUCGCGCCGUACGAGGAAGCUUGGAUGCGGAGUCAGAGGAUGCGGCAUGUACAGGUUCAGAACCAGUCUCCCUUACAAGGACAGCCGAGAGCAGGUUCUAACGGGCUUGGGAUGCAGCAGCAGCAGCAGCAACAGCAACAACAUCACCAGCAGCAGCAACCGGGUCCCCAAAGACCCCAAGGUCCGUCCAUGCAGAACCGACCUCCGAUGCAGAACGGGUAUGGGCCCCAGCAGCCACCUGUGCGACAACCGAUGCCGCUUCAACAACCCCCUAGCACACCAAGCCGAGCCUCAAUCGAGGCGACACCUCCUCCGGUUCACAUGACUCCUGGCUUCCCCAUGGGUAAGUCGCAACCCGACUUUUCCAUGGGUGCUCCGGCAUCGCCGCGAGAAACCCAACCGUUGUUCAAGCCGAAAGUGAGAGUACUGGACACGCACGGAGGACUCGAUGUACGGGUCAUGCAAGGGCUCGGGUUCGAGGUCUCCCAUCACAGACCAAUGGCGCCGACAUAUCACGAAUUGGGAUUGAUCGAUAUACAUGCCUUGACGAUGAUGUUGAAGUCCGGUAUCACUGCGGAAAUCAAGGUCGCGCUGGAUACUUUGGCUACGGUCUCGGUCGAGGCGCGACAGUCCAUCGCGUUGGAAAGCUGCGAAGACCUUCUGGAAGCAUUGGUGGAUGUUGCCGAGACUCAGGUCGAGUUCUUGGGCGAUCAUGCACCCGAGGGAGCCGAACACAUGUCAUUGAUGGCUUACGAGGAUGUGCUGAGAGCUUGUCGGACCGAGGGAGGCUCGAUGCUCGAUGUAUCGCGGUUCGGCUCGCUAGAAAACGACCUCGAGCGGGCCACCGACAAGCUCAUCUGCAUCACAACGAUCCUGCGAAAUCUCUCGUUCUUCGAGUCGAACCACAACGCCCUCGCCGGUCCCAAUGUGGUGCGCUUCGUCUCCGGUGUCAUCGAACGACUCGGAGCCUGUCCCCUGUUUCUGCGAUCCUACAUCGGUCUGUUGGACUUCAUGAAGGAUACCGUCAUCUACCUCUCGAACCUUGCACAUGCGAUCGUGAUCCCAACCGAGGAAGAGGCACUGAACCUUUUACAUUUGAUUUUGGCUUUCGCUCCGCAACCACUCCCGCACAUCUCCGGCCGGGAAUCUAUAAUGUUUACGCCCUAUUCUCCUUCCAUUCAUCGUUACCUUCCUCCGGCCGUCGACACUCUGGCCAAGCUACUGGCACGGGAUGACCCGAACCGUGUAUUCUUCCGCACCAUCUUCCUGUCCGAAUCCAACACCAAUCUACCUUACGAUCUUUUAACGCGUUCGUUUGCACUGGCAAUCUCUCCGAUCCCCGACAACAACCGACCCAUGCUACAGCAGGCAGUUGAGGCACGCAGACCGAUACUCGAACAGGGCCUUCUCGCUGCCGAGAUUCUGGCGCAGAUGUGUCCUGUCGGCGACCACUGUCUCGCCAGGCAAUGGCUUGCAUCGGAGGAUGGCUUCGCACUGAGUCUAUUGCGGCUUGUCUGCCUGCUCAGCCCGCAAGCCAGUCCUAUGGUCCAAGGGCGGCCUCCACGAGGAAUGGACCGGGAUGACAUGAUGCCGUUCAUGAGGAUCACACAUCGUGGCAUGAAUGUACUACGAACACUCCUAAAGAAGGCGCAGGAGACGACGGGCGAAGACUUGGAACUGCCGGUCGGUGUACUGCCGAAGAAGGAAAGUCUAUUGGGAGCCUUGUUGACGGUGUCAAUUGAUGGGGUGAUCGUGAAGGAGUUGUGUAGUUACGCAGGACUG